Molecule: messenger RNA, 1695 nt
Organism: Melanaphis sacchari
Lineage: Eukaryota; Metazoa; Arthropoda; Insecta; Hemiptera; Aphididae
Product: zinc finger MYM-type protein 1-like
Exons: 2
Coding region: 1-1695 (564 amino acids)
Source: RefSeq, a predicted model, not a curated record
AUGAGUGAUCGCCACAAAACUCCUCGAGUUUUUGCUAGUGGCUCUCAGAAGAGGAAACUGCAAGCAGAACGUAACAAGAAAUCUGAAGAAACUUUAGCUAAAACAUCCAAACUGACCUAUUUUUUUAAAUCAUCAAAUAAAGAAGAAAUACCUCAAGAUCCUAAAAAAAUAGUAGGAGAUUUAACAGAAGAUGAAGACGUGGUCGACAGUAUCCAAGAUCAUCCUGAGGUUGAGGUUUCAUCAAGUGACAACACACAGUUUUCUAUAACUGAAUAUCAGCUCCAAGAUGAAGCAACAUUUUGCGGUUUCAAAAAUGACAUAGGUCUUUGGCCUGCCAAUAUAACAAAAGAAAUGAUCGAAUAUUGGGCGAAAAAAAGUUCGACAGAACUUCAAAAUUGCGAUAAAUUGUCUAUGCAAAAUACAGUUCCAUUUUAUCAAGAUGAGCCGCGAGAUAAUUCUAACUUUGUUCGGAAAUGUACAAAAAACAUGUUUACACGCCGCAAUAAAAAUCAAGAAACCGUCAAUCGAUUCUGGCUUUGCUUUUCUCCAUCUAAGGGAAAAAUAUAUUGUUAUCCAUGUAAAUUAAUGUCCUCUCAAAACACCAAACUCAGUAGAGAAGGCUUCAAUGACUGGAAGCACGCAUCCGAUCGUCUAUAUGAUCAUGAGAUUUCGAAGACUCAUUUGGAAUCAGUAAUGAGUUUAGUGCAACGGGGAAAAGUCGCAGGACGUAUCGAUCAAGAGCUAGCGAUGACUAUCAAAUUCAUUGCUGAACGCGGAUUAGCCUUCCGAGGUGACAAUGAAAUUGUUGGGUCAUCGAGAAAUGGAAAUUUCCUGGGAAUUUUGGAAUUGCUAGCAGAGUAUGAACCUAUCCUGGCCACCCACUUAAAAGAGCAUGCAAACAAAGGGAGUGGUCAUGUCAAUUACCUUUCGUCUACGAUUUGCGAAGAACUGAUCAGAUGUAUGGGUGAUAAAGUACUUACUGAAAUAGUAUCCAGGAUAAAAAAAUCCAAAUAUUAUUCUGUAUCAGUAGACUUUACUCCCGACGAAUCUCACAUCGAUCAACUAACUAUAGUUGUUCGAUACAUGGAAGGAUCGACGCCAAAAGAAAGAUUCCUCACCUUUUUACCAAACUGCGGUCAUACUGGCGAAGCCACAGCAAACGCUCUACUCAAAUUUUUAGGUGACCAUCAAAUAGACAUCAUGGAUUGCCGCGGCCAGUCAUACGACAAUGCUGCAAACAUGAGUGGCAAAUAUAGAGGGAUGCAGGCUCUUAUUCUGGAGAAAAAUCAUUUAUCGGCAUUUGUACCAUGUUGUGGUCAUUCUCUCAAUUUAGUAGGAAAAGCAGCGGCUAAUUCUUGUCCCUCGGCUGUUCAAUUCUUUGAUUUCAUGCAGGAUUUAUACACGUUUUUCACAGCAAGUGCAGAGCGAUAUCGAAUUUUGAUUGAGAAAUUAUCGAAGAAAAAAAGCGGACAGUUUUACGUGUUGAAAAAGCUUAGCGACACUCGUUGGUCUUGUCGAGCUGAAGCAACGAAAGCCAUAGUCGAGGGCUAUUCGGAAAUCGAAGAAGCUCUAACCAGCAUAUCUUCCGAUAAAGAGCAAAAAGACAUUGUGAGGAAUGAAGCAACGCACCUUCAACAGAAGAUGAGUAAUCUCGAAACCGCUUUGUUUGCAACCUUUUGGAACGACCCCAGGUAG